CUAUUGGGCGAGGGGUCGGAAGUGACGCAGCGGCGGGAGCCCGGUAGCACGGGGUGGCAGUCGCCGACUAAUUGGCGAUGAACAGCCGGCUGCAGGAGAUUCGAGAGCGGCAGAAGCUGCGGCGGCAGCUCUUGGCGCAGCAGUUGGGAGCGGAAAACGCAGACAGCAUCGGGGCCGUGCUGAACAGUAAAGAUGACCAGCGGGAGAUUGCCGAGACGAGAGAGAUGUGUAGGGCUGCUUAUGAUACUUCUGCCCCAAAUGCAAAACGCAAAUACCCCGAUGAGGGAGAAGCUGAUGAGGAAGAGAUUGAAGAAUAUAAGGAUGAAGUAGAGCUGCAGCAAGAUGAAGAGAACCUGCCCUAUGAAGAAGAGAUUUACAAAGACUCCAGUACCUUUCUUAAGGGUACUCAGAGCUUAAAUCCACACAAUGAUUACUGCCAACACUUUGUUGACACAGGACACAGACCCCAGAACUUCAUCAGAGAUGUUGGCUUAGCAGAUAGGUUUGAAGAAUAUCCAAAACUUAGAGAGCUCAUCAGAUUGAAGGAUGAGCUGAUAUCUAAAUCUAACACUCCUCCCAUGUACUUGCAGGCAGACUUGGAAGCUUUUGAUAUAAGGGAACUGAAGUCCAAGUUUGAUGUGAUUCUCCUGGAACCACCACUGGAAGAGUACUACCGAGAGACUGGCAUUACUGCCAAUGAAAAGUGCUGGACCUGGGAUGAUAUCAUGAAAUUGGAAAUUGAAGAGAUUGCAGCUUCAAGGUCAUUUGUGUUCCUAUGGUGUGGCUCAGGCGAGGGUCUGGAUCUUGGCCGAGUGUGUCUGCGCAAAUGGGGUUACAGAAGAUGUGAAGACAUCUGUUGGAUUAAAACCAAUAAGAACAAUCCUGGAAAGACCAAGACUCUAGACCCUAAGGCUGUUUUCCAGAGAACCAAGGAGCACUGCCUCAUGGGCAUUAAGGGAACUGUGCGUCGCAGCACGGAUGGGGACUUCAUCCAUGCCAAUGUUGAUAUUGACCUGAUCAUCACAGAGGAGCCUGAAAUUGGCAACAUAGAAAAACCCGUGGAGAUUUUCCACAUCAUUGAGCAUUUCUGCCUUGGACGGCGACGUCUUCAUCUCUUUGGAAGGGACAGUACAAUUCGACCAGGUUGGCUGACUGUAGGACCCACCCUCACCAACAGCAACUUCAAUGCAGAAACAUACUCUUCAUACUUCACAGCUCCUAACUCCCACCUGACGGGCUGCACCGAAGAGAUAGAGAGACUUCGUCCCAAGUCACCACCACCCAAGUCCAAGUCUGACCGGGGCGGUGGUGCUCCCAGGGGAGGAGGACGAGGAGGGACAUCAGCAGGGCGAGGAGAAAGGGGCAGAGAGAGGAACAGAACUAACUUCCGGGGUGAGAGGGGUGGCUUCAGAGGGGGACGUGGAGGGACCCAUAGAGGAGGCUUCCCCACCCGCUGAUGACUGAUAGAUAAUGAUUCUUCCCCUAGUCCUGUGCCUCCUCUCUGAAUCUUUUUCUUAGUCUUGUUUUGCUAAAGUGAAUUAUUCUGAGACUGAAGCUAGAUAACUUUUGGAAUUGUUUUUGGUACAAGCAGUAACAGGUACCUGCCUUCCAGUGACCAGCCUGGCACAUCACCUCACCCAGCAGGCAGGUUCUGCACCUGACAGCACUGAGCUUGGCCUCCUGACAGCUGCUGUUUGUCCAAGCAGAGCACACCCCUGCUUCAAACCACGGGUAGGAUCAAAGUGGAGACACUUGCUUUUCUGUUAUGAAACUUCCAAGCUGUGGGGGCUGCCUUGACUGUCAUUUUCUCCAAAACACAGUUUGCUCUUCCUUCCAUGGAGUUUGGGGUUUGGACUGACUUGAAUAAUAAGAUGGAGUAGGUAUGAAAUGCAGUUCUGAACUGCGUGGCCAUAGCAGGCUUACUCUAAUUCAUCACAGAACUAAAACUGCUGUGUCUAUACUGACACCUAUUUUACCUUCUCUUAAACCAAGGAGCAAGUUGAAUAAAUAGAAUUCUAUUUUUCCUUACUUUAUUUAAAUUUCCCAAACUAUGCCUGGGAAUAGGGAACAAACUUGUCCUUCAUUUGUGGUGUAUAUACACUCAUUUCUCAUGUGUGUAGUGGGGAGAGGGGUAAAUCUGUGCCGUUGUGUGGUGUGCUUCAUGGACAGCAAGAAGCUGUGUGUCCGUGUGCAGUCCAGAACUUCUGCAGAGGUCUGGAUUGCUUCUGGAGUAGGGAUUGUCAUAGCUGGGAAUAGCCUUGUUCUUUGGUAGGGAAAACCAGUUUUACUGCAGUGGUGGCAGUGUGAGUAGUAGAAAGGCCUCACUGGAGGCAUUGUUAAUGUGAGGUGCUGUUCUAAGAGCUCCUGAAAAUACCCAGCUCGGUAAGGAGGGCACAGCAAGGGAUCAGAAGUUUGCUUUGUCUGGAGAUGUUAGGCAAAUGGAAAUAUGGACCGUUGGUGAUCAGCUCCGGAGUGCUGUGCAAGAAGGAAGCAGAUUGUUGUGGUGUGUACAGUGUUUGGUUUUAGCAAACCACGGCUCUGAACUGCUUGGUCAGUUCUGGGUAGAAUGAACAGAAUUGCUGAAGUCUGUCUUAGGUGUUGGAAAAUUGGCUUUUAAGUCUCAUAAUGUUUCACUGUUGAAGCCCAGAUUUUAAGUAACUGUCCUGUAAAGCAGUGGAUUAUUAAACUUGUUUAUCAAAGCUCAUGGUUGAAAUAUUUUUCUUAAUGUUUUGUGGGUUUGUUCUCUGAGGUUUGGGAAUUGCUGUUUUACUGUGGUUUCCUCCCUACUGGUGUAAGGAGUAGGCAGGAACUGUUCUUCUGGUGCAUUCUUUUUGGUUCUUCCUCAGAAAGUAAAUACUGGACUUGCAACUUCAGGAAGGUUGAGUUUGUGCCAGUGACAAACAGUUUUUGUUUUU
Molecule: messenger RNA, 2915 nt
Organism: Dryobates pubescens (Downy woodpecker)
Lineage: Eukaryota; Metazoa; Chordata; Aves; Piciformes; Picidae
Gene: METTL14
Product: methyltransferase 14, N6-adenosine-methyltransferase subunit
Exons: 11
Coding region: 78-1457 (459 amino acids)
Cellular component (GO): RNA N6-methyladenosine methyltransferase complex; nucleus
Molecular function (GO): mRNA binding
Source: RefSeq, a predicted model, not a curated record